Molecule: messenger RNA, 1539 nt
Organism: Lineus longissimus
Lineage: Eukaryota; Metazoa; Nemertea; Pilidiophora; Heteronemertea; Lineidae
Product: CD82 antigen-like
Exons: 7
Coding region: 207-1043 (278 amino acids)
Cellular component (GO): plasma membrane
Source: RefSeq, a predicted model, not a curated record
CACGAUUGGUGUCAUUUUCUACUUUUCUAUUUCAUGCAGAGACUACUUUCGACUACCAUUGUUCUAAGUGAUUACAGAUUCAUUACUCGAUCUCAUAUCCUGCUUUUAUAACAAGGAAGUACCUGUGCUCCUGUCUCCCAAGGAAUAACAGUGGCCACAAGUCCCAUUUUCUAAAAGAUCUCAACCACACACUCGGGAGGAUCAAAAUGAACUGCUUUACGUGUUCCAAAUAUUUCUUAGUCUUUUUCAAUUUCAUUUUUUGGUUAUCAGGCGGUUUGCUUCUUGCCCUGGGAAUAUGGCUGAAAGUAGACCCAAGCAUUCUAGAGAAGGUCUCGUUUAUAGAAAUCACAGGCGCGGACCAGUUCUACCUCAGUACUGCCGCCAUUAUCAUGAUAACUGUGGGGGCUAUAGUCACUGUUGUCGGUUUCUUCGGGUGCUGUGGAGCUAUUCGUGAGAGCAAAUGCUUGCUGGGAAUGUACAUCAGCUUUUUAGUGUUGAUCAUCCUGAUAGAGAUAGCUGUGGGAGUUUUGGGCGUGUUGAUGCUGUUCGUCUACAAGGCUGAGACUGAGGAUAUCCUCAGAGGCGGAAUGUUGACAGCCAUGGACAGUUAUGGCAAAGACGAUGAGGCGGUGACAAAGGGAUGGGAUUUUAUCCAACAAGAGUUCGUAUGCUGUGGUACCAACGGACCAAUAGACUGGGAAAAUAAGACCAGCAUACUGAAUUUAACAGUACCGGGCGUUCCCUAUUCCUGCUGCGUCCAUGGUGAGACGUUUGACAAAGACAAUCAGCGAUAUGUUGCAAAUAACUACACGGUGUGUCAGAAGGAAGCUGGCGAAAUAUUCAAAUUUAAUAAAACAGAUGUCAAAUACGUAUACAAAAAUGGUUGUUAUGCUUCCAUUCAGACCUUUCUAACGGAGAGUAGCAUCACCAUAGCGGCUGUUGGACUUGGUAUUGCUUUAUUAGAGAUCUUCGGAUUGGUGCUAGCGUGCUGCGUGUGUUGCCAGAUCAACAAAGGAACAUAUUCAUACAACAAUUAUGAUUAAUGACUCUAUCAUCCUUGACUCUAAUCAAUCAUAAGCAUCUCUGAACAAGUUAUAACAAUCAUGUAGUUGUCAAAGUGACACAUAGCAUAGCGUUCUUCAUUGGUCCAAUGUCAUAGUCAUUUGGUUUGAAAGUGUCCAAGGGUCCGCGAAACACAGGAUUCUAGAAACUAUUUACGGUCAUCACCUCCGUAGACCCAUAUACCAUAAUCUGUCAGAAUACAAUGGGGCCAGAUAUUUUUCCAGGGGAUAUUUUCUCCUUCCUAACCGGUAUAGAUUAUGACUGCGAUUUAAGCGCUGAUAAAGGUGACAUUCAUGCCUAUGACAUGUAUAUAGGUUGGCAUGUAUAUAUGAGCUAUUAGAUUGUGCAUUGGUAUAUUAUUCUCUGACGGAAGAGCAAGUGUGGGGACACUGUGAAGGCAGAGACAACUGGUUUGUAUAUCCGUGUAUUAUUCACUUGUACAUACUGUUUUGAAUGCGAAUAAAUAUUUUUUGGUUA